CGGAAGCUUUAUAUAUUUAUCUUCCGUGCGGAAGAAACGUCCGUUGGAGAGUUUCUCUUUCAAACGCGUUAAAACACGACAACAGAACACACGUCCAGUAAUCCAAGAUGGCGGAGGAAAACAUCUUCUUCUUCGUUCCCAAUUUGAUCGGCUACGGGCGCAUCGCGUUGGCCCUGCUGGCCUUCGCCCUGAUGCCCUGCUGCCCGUGGACCGCCGUGUUCUGCUACCUGCUCAGCGCUCUGCUGGACGCCUUCGACGGCCACGCCGCCCGGGCGCUCAACCAGUCCACUCGGUUCGGGGCCAUGAUGGACAUGCUGACGGACCGCUGUGCCACCAUGUGCCUGCUGGUCAACCUGUCCCUGGUCUACCCGUCCUACAGCUUCCUGUUCCAGCUCAGCAUGUGUGUGGACAUCGCCAGCCACUGGCUGCACCUGCACAGCUCAACAAUAACGGGAUCGACCAGCCACAAGAGCAUCGACCUCUCCGGCAACCCUGUCCUCCGAAUCUACUACACCUCCAAGCCGGUGCUGUUUGUGAUGUGUGCCGGGAACGAGCUCUUCUUCUGCCUCCUCUUCCUCCUCCAUCACAUCCAGGAACCUGCAGCGUGGCUCUACUGGCUGCAGGGCCUCUGUGGGCUGGUCUGCCUGCUGAAGACGGCCAUCAGCCUGGUUCACCUGGUCACCGCCUCCCAGAACAUGGCCGCCCUCGACGCCGCGGAGCGAGAGAAGAGCGUGAAGACGCAGUGAGAGAGAGAGAGAGGGAGGGAGGGAGGAGUGAGCUGCAGAUACACCGUGUUGUUGUUAUUGUUUAUUAUGGGAAGGGUUUGUGCACUUAGAUAGAAACGGAAGACGGUUUCAUGACCAAAUAUCUCGACUUUAUUUCCUUUUCACGGCCGAAACACGAAUUUGUCUGCUGAUCGUGAACCUGAAUCACACUUAAAGUAACAGAACGUCUCAAAUAUAAAAUGCAUAACAUUAAGCUUUAGAGGGGAAAAGAAGCAGAGCAAUGAAGUAUUUAUCAUCUAAUAACUAUAUUGAUGACGACCUAAAAGCUUGCAGAGCCUCAAGUGGACAUUUGAGGAACUGCAGCCUGAUUUCACACCGAGCUUCCGAUUCGCCGCUCGACGUAAAUCCUAGAAACAUGAGACUCUUCAGCAGCUUCGAGAUGCCAAACCUGUGGUUUCCACGAUGUCUUUGAACGCCUCGGCAGAUCGGUCUCUUGUCUCGUUUUCAUCCUCUUUAUAAUUCUAAUAACCACAAAGGUGUUUAAUAUUCACGCUGUUUGUUGCUCAGCGAACGCCAGAAAAAAGACAAUCGGACGCACAAAUGUAUUUAAGUUUUUGCUAAAUGUAACUAAUUUUUAAAAAAGCCGUGAGAAGCUCCAGAAUAUUUCUGAUUUAAGAGAAAAGACACAGAUCCACCGUCAUGGCUUCAUUAAUGGGGAUUCAUCUUCCAAUAGAUCCGUUAUUAACCUCUAAUAUUGGUCGAUACGUUUAUCUGCACUGAGAAUACUUCAGCUGGUUUUCUUCAAACAUUUAUUGUCUGGCUCCUUCUUAAAUGUGAAUAUUUGACGGUUCACUUUGUCUUCUACGAUAUUAAAUUUAAUAUCUGAUACCAACUCUGGCUUUUCGGCGACCGCGAUGAACAUUUCAUCUUUUACGAUUCUAAAUGAUUAAUCAAAGAAAAUACCAGAUUUUAUUAAUUCAUUACAAAGUGAAGCUGUAAAAUGAUCAUUUACUUAGUUUAUAUUAUUAUAAUUAAAUUGUAUUUAUUAGGAUGAAAUGAGCAACAGACCAAACAAGUGAAGACGUCAUAAAGACUCGCAUUAAUUUCUGAUUUAAUUGGUGUGAAUGUGGUCGAGCUGACGUUCAUGAGGUUUGUUUUUGUGGAACAGAAAAGAGCACCAAAUAUAAGUCAUUUUAAAGUGUUUAAUGCAGAAUGUGUGUCAAAGUGUUUGUUUCCCAGAAUGUAUUAUAAUAAUAUAGUAAACAUUACAAAUGUAUAUCAAGUGAUUGCAGCAAAGCCAAGUUUAAUGUUAUAUUUGUAGAUUUAAAAAGACAUUUAGUAAUUAUAAUAUUUGAUGAUGAUGUUGUUUUGGAGUACACGUGGUUGACUCAACUGUGAAAAUAAAGACAAUGAGCACCAGA
Molecule: messenger RNA, 2146 nt
Organism: Cyclopterus lumpus (lumpfish)
Lineage: Eukaryota; Metazoa; Chordata; Actinopteri; Perciformes; Cyclopteridae
Gene: cdipt
Product: CDP-diacylglycerol--inositol 3-phosphatidyltransferase (phosphatidylinositol synthase)
Exons: 6
Coding region: 108-746 (212 amino acids)
Biological process (GO): phosphatidylinositol biosynthetic process
Cellular component (GO): Golgi apparatus; membrane
Molecular function (GO): CDP-diacylglycerol-inositol 3-phosphatidyltransferase activity
Source: RefSeq, a predicted model, not a curated record